Messenger RNA from Lachnellula hyalina, 414 nucleotides. RefSeq names its product 60S ribosomal protein (gene RPL26B). NCBI's taxonomy places the organism in Eukaryota, Fungi, Ascomycota, Leotiomycetes, Helotiales, Lachnaceae. Gene Ontology annotation, cellular component: cytosolic large ribosomal subunit; ribosome. The transcript has 3 exons. Gene Ontology annotation, biological process: cytoplasmic translation; ribosomal large subunit biogenesis. The coding region runs from base 1 to 414 and encodes 137 amino acids. The record is from RefSeq and is a predicted model, not a curated record. Gene Ontology annotation, molecular function: structural constituent of ribosome; RNA binding.
AUGACGAAGAUCAACAGCUCCCUCCACUCCUCGAGGAGAAAGUCGCGCAAGGCGCAUUACGAUGCCCCCUCCAGCGUUAGACGCACCAUCAUGAGCGCCCCUCUCAGCAAGGAAUUGCGCGAGAAGUACAACGUUCGCUCCAUCCCAAUCAGAAAGGAUGAUGAAGUCCUCGUUGUCCGAGGCUCCAACAAAGGCCGCGAGGGCAAGAUCACCUCAGUCUACCGUCUCAAGUACAUCGUACACAUCGAGCGUGUCGUCAAGGAGAAGUCGUCUGGUCAAUCUGUUCCCAUCGGUGUCCACUCCUCGAAGGUCGUCAUCACGAAGUUGAAGCUCGACAAGGACCGUGAGAACAUACUGGAGCGUAUCAAGGCUGGUCGCGAGAUCAAGGAGAAGCUGAAGGCGUCGAAGGCAUAA